Messenger RNA from Colletotrichum lupini, 2154 nucleotides. RefSeq names its product NADH:flavin oxidoreductase/NADH oxidase. Lineage: Eukaryota; Fungi; Ascomycota; Sordariomycetes; Glomerellales; Glomerellaceae. Gene Ontology annotation, molecular function: FMN binding; oxidoreductase activity; protein binding. The coding region runs from base 1 to 2154 and encodes 717 amino acids. The transcript is spliced from 4 exons. The record is from RefSeq and is a predicted model, not a curated record.
AUGGCACCCUCAAGAUACGCCGCCGAGGCCGUGGACCCCAAACCCCUCGCCGAACCCCUCGAAUUCGCCUUCUCCGGCAAAGUCGCAAAGAACCGCUUCCUCAAAGGCGCAAUGACGGAGCGCCUCUCGACCUGGGACCCCAAAACCCCGACGAACCGCGGCAUCCCCACGCCCGAGCUCAUCAACCUCUACCGUCGCUGGGGCGAGGGCGAUUUCGGCGUCCUCCUCUCCGGCAACGUCAUGCUCGACUACGACCAGCUCGAGGCCGCCGGCAACCCGAUCAUCCCGCUCGACGCACCCUUCGAGGGCGAGCGCUUCGAAGGGUUCCGCAAGUUGGCCGAGGGGGCCAAGGCGCAUGGCAGUCUGUUGCACGCGCAGCUUAGUCACCCCGGCAGACAGGUCGAGCAGAAGAUUAACCCGCACCCCAUCUCGGCGAGCGACGUGCAGCUUGAGGGGGAUGUCAUGGGUAUGAGAUUCGCGAAGCCGAGGGCGAUGGAGAAGGAGGACUUUGAGAAAGUGAUUGGUGGGUUUGCGCAUGCGGCUGAGUACGUGUACAAGGCUGGCUUUGACGGAGUCGAGCUUCACGGCGCACACGGCUACCUCCUCGCGCAAUUCCUCUCCCCGACAACAAACAAGCGCACCGACCAGUACGGCGGCUCCCUCACCAACCGCGCGCGCAUCAUCCUCGAAAUCGCCGACGCCAUCCGCGCCCGCGUCCCCGACCCGUCCUUCAGCAUCGGCAUCAAAGUCAACAGCGUCGAGUUCCAAGACGAAGGCUUCUCGACCGAAGACUGCCGCGACCUCUGCUCCGCGCUCGAGGCCGCGUCCUUCGACUUCGUCGAGUUGUCCGGCGGGACGUACCAGUCCCUCGCGUUCGAGCACAAGCGCGAGUCCACCAAGAAGCGCGAGGCCUUCUUCUUGGAUUUCGCGGAGAAGAUCAUCCCGCAGCUCACCAAGACGAAAGCGUACGUCACCGGCGGGCUGAGGACUGUGCCUGCCAUGGUGGGGGCGCUGAAGACGGUGCACGGCAUCGGGCUGGCCAGACCUGCGUGUAACGAGGUGGAUCUGCCGCGUAAGAUUAUCGCUGGCGAGGCGUCGGCUGCGAUUGAGACGUUGUUGGGGGAGCAGGAUUUCGGGCUGACGAACAUGUUGGCGGGCACGCAGAUGAGGCUUAUCGGACGGGAUCAGGAGCCGUUGGACGUGAGCAAGGAGAAGUACAAGGAUGUGUUUAUGAAGUCUCUGGGCAAGUGGGCGGAGGCGAUGGGGAAGAAUGAGGACGGGAGCAAGUUUGGGUAUAUUGAUAUUGAGGGGUUGGAUUUGCACCCUUUUGGAAAGCCCUAUGCCGCCGUCGACUUUUUCAGUUCCUCGACCAAAUCACGCUCGCUAGACCCGUCCCGACCGAUCUCAAUCCCGCCCAUCAUGAUCGAACCGUCCCUCCGCGUCCGACGCGCCAUCACAGCAAACGACCCCCUCCUCGUCAAACGAAUCCUCAAAUCCCACCCCCGCCUCCUCCACAACCCAGACCCAUCCCCCGAAGCCCUCUCCAACUCGAACCUCCACCUCGCCGCCUCCCUAGGCCACCUCCCCAUCGCCAAAGUCCUCGUCGACCACGGCCACGAACACCCGGACCCGGCCCUCAACGAGCACCACCAAACAGCCCUCAUGCUCGCCGCCGCCGCGGGCCACACCGAGGUCGUCCACUUCCUCUGCGAGCGGACCCCGCACGUCAUCCUCCGCCGCGACAUACGCUGGCGCGACGCCAUCAUGGAAGCGAGCCGCGGAGGGCACGAUACCGUGCUGCAGAUCCUGCUGACGUACGUCCCCGAGGGCGCGCGCGCCGCCGUGCAGAGGGCUGAUCUAGACGGCAACACGGCGCUGCAUUUCGCGAGCAGUAACGGGAACUUGCUCGUGCUGAGGACGCUGCUUGCCGCUGGCGCUGACGCCGAGAGGAGAAACGUGUGGAGCUGGACCGCCAUGUCGUACAGCGCGACCGUGCAGGCGGAAGUGUACCUCAAGGGUCUUGUGACGGAGGUGGAGCGGCGCAAGUUGGUGAGGCAGGAGGUCGAGCAGCUCAAGAACUCUGUCAAGGGGGCGGCUAGCAUCAAGGGCGGUGCUGUGCGGGUUGUUGAGGAGGAUGUCGAGGUUGAGGACUGA